Lonchura striata (white-rumped munia) is the source of this 844-nucleotide messenger RNA. The record is from RefSeq and is a predicted model, not a curated record. NCBI's taxonomy places the organism in Eukaryota, Metazoa, Chordata, Aves, Passeriformes, Estrildidae.
UGUUCUACCUGGUGUUCCACUGUGGAAUUCACACCAAAUUUGGGGUUUUUCCCCAUUUCGGUUGGGAUUUUGGGGUUUCUGCCCCCAGGGGGGUUUUUCCCCACGGGGGGUUCAUUUUUGGGGUCCCUGACCCCCCAAAUUUCCCCUCCAGGGCUGAUCCUGCUGUUCUACCUGGUGUUUUACGGGUUCCUGGCCGGGCUCUUCGCCCUCACCAUGUGGGUGAUGCUGCAGAGCGUCGACCCCCACGUGCCCAAGUACCAGGACCGGCUGCUGACCCCCGGCUACGGCAGCGGCCGGCCCUGCCUGCUGGUCAAGGUCAACCGGGUCAUCAACUUCUUCCCGGGGAAGAACAAGAGCAUCAACAUCGUCUGCGCCGCCAAGCACGAGGAGGACGCGGCCCUGCUGGGGCCCCUGCAGCUCUUCCCCCCCAACGGCACCAUCGACCUCAUGUACUUCCCCUACUACGGCAAGAGAGUCCACGUGAACUACACGCAGCCGGUGGUGGCCGUGCAGUUCUCCAACGCCACGGCCAACGUGGACCACCACGUGGAAUGCCGCCUCAACGCCGCCGGGCUCCGCACCGACGACGAGCGCGACAAAUUCGCCGGCCGCGUCGCCUUCCGCCUGCGCAUCAACCGCGAGUGACCCGCCCCGGAGCCCCCCGUAGCCCCCCGGCUCCUGCCCCGCCGCCGGCCCCCGCUCGGCUCUAAUGCCCCGCCCCGCCCCCGUCGGGAUGCUCCUAAUCCCAGGAUAAUAAAUGUACAUAGAUAUUUUUUAUAUGAUAAAUCUAUUAAACGGCGCAGUAGGGCCCUGGCUCGUCCCCUCCCGCCUCCCUCGUGUCCCA